Durusdinium trenchii is the source of this 1601-nucleotide messenger RNA. NCBI's taxonomy places the organism in Eukaryota, Dinophyceae, Suessiales, Symbiodiniaceae. The record is from the annotation of a GenBank genome assembly.
GUAACUUCGACGUCGCUUCUUCCACUUCGUGACUUCGACCUUUUUCAUGGACGAAGCCUUUGAGCUGUUGAUCUCACCAAAGGAUCUGGGCACGGUGCAAGCGGAGCAGGUGGAUCUGUCCUUUUCGGUCGAGCACAAUCGACUUGAACAUCCGGAGGAUGAAAUCGAAUCCAGCUGGGAGGCCGCUUUGGCAAAGAACCCGCGUCUCUUCAAUGGCUCCAAAUUCCGACUACGUCGCGUGAGCCUCGUGAGUUCGACGUGUCCUCCCGUCCUCACGAUGGAGCUGGGACUGACCAGCUACAAGGAGUACUUGGGCACCAACCGGUUGAGUGCUGAAAAGCGGAAGCGCUUCGAAGAUGAUGGCCAGAAGCAUGGUGACAAGGGCGCCCACUUCUCGAAUGCUUUGGGCUGCGAAGCAGUGCUCUGCACGUCGGAUCAGCAAAUGGUGCUCUUGCGGCGCAGUGGCGCAGUUGGAACCCAUGCCGGUUUGUACAAUGGCCCCUCGGGCCAUCCGGAACCGAAGAACCUGGGCCUUGACGACGUCCUCCCAGAUCCCUCGAGAGAGCUUUCAGAAGCGGUACGACGGGAGCUCUUUCAAUCUGCCCUUGACGAGGUGGUUGCUGAGACCGGCGUGGCGGUGGAGACCUUGUCGGAGCCGGUGCUCAUGGGCAUCAUGGUGGACUCCACACAGAAACCCGAUGCCCUCUUUUUCGUGAGACGCGUGGCACGGCCAUUUGUUGCACCAGUCGAGAUGGAAGAGAAAGGCAUGUCCAACAAUUGACGAACCAAAAACCACGAAAGAAUUGAGUUUGGCUGUUGUGUGGCAGCGUAAGAAACGAGAAGAAACGCAAGAGAAGAAGGAAACACACAUAGAGGAGAGAAAGAGAAAGUAUCUAUGGACAACCGACAGAAAAGUGAGAACAAGAGGGCUGCGUUUAUGUGGUUUUACGGCUUCACGAGCAAAUGAGUUCCAGUUGGGGGAUGAUUUUGUGCAAAAGGCGUUAUCUUGUAAGAACAUAAGAUCCUUUCAAUCCUUUCUGGAGAAGUGGCAACAAUAUGCAUUUGUAAUCGACCUCAAGAUGCGUCAGAUACAUUUUGAGUAUGUGUUAAACAGAUUGAUGUGGCUCCAACUACGGAUAAGUCAUGCAGGAUGAGGGUCCGCUGUGAAGGAAAGUAGACCCAAAACCCAUUAGUUGGAAGUCAGGCGUGAGAUCCACGAGACCCACCUACUAGCGGCCUCCGCCCCAAUAGCGAUGGGCUCCAACUCACGAGAUCCGUGAAGUGCGCCUCCAAACAGUUUGGACUUUUGUGGUUCUUCGAAAGGGCCCAGUGGGCGACAUCUGGUCGUCCAAAGAAAUCUGGCCAGUUUAUGCCAGUCGGUUGUGGAGGAGCAAGGACGCUACUAGGGGCUCCUGGCCUUACUACUAGGAACAAGAAGCUACUAGGGGCUCCUGGCAUCGCUACUAGGAGCAAGGACGCUACUAGGAGCCCAUUCUUUGUUUUGGGCCUAGGUUCUGGCCGAUCGCGAAGGCCGCUGAGUGCAGCUUGCCGCUGACAGCUGUGACGCGUGCAGCGCUGCAAUGCGUCCUCGAGUUGUGAAA